AUGAUUAUGAAACUUUACAGGGGAGUUAUGACGAAAUUUCCGCAUCCCGCUUCUACUGCAGGAACAAAGAGGCGCAGACCUAAGCUUCAUAAGACUGAAGAUGAGACCGUUGAGGAUGACAACAAUAUUAAUAAAGAGAACAACGGUACCACUAACAAUGGUCAUGACGCCAUUGUCUCCAAGAGACCAAAGAGAACAGCUGCCUGUUCUAAUUUCAAACAGAAGGCAGUUGACUUGUCUGAAGAAGAUAUGCUUGUCACAAUCAAGGAAAUUCGGAUUGAAGAGGAAACAGAGGCUGUUAGGUUGACAAAAACAGGGCCUGAAGAUAAGAAACCUCGCAGAAAACUCUCUUAUUUCAUCCUGCAUGAUGGAGAUGGUAAUCCGCAACCUUUUGAAAUGUCUCGAAGUGAUGGUAUCUCCAUAACAGCUGUUGUCAUGCCUUUUGAUGCUGAUAUGAAGAAGCCCAGGGAAAAGGGAAUACGCUGUGAGAGAUUUGGGCCAAUCAAGGACUGGGCAAUUUCUGGCUAUAAAGAAAGCACUGUCAUAAUUUGGCUCUCAACAGAACUAGCUGAUUACGAAUGUGUGAAGCCAGCAAGUAGUUACCGGUCUUUUUUUGAUCUUUUCAGUCAGAAGGCUCAUAUCUGUGUUGAAGUUUACAGAAAGCUAGUCAGAUCAGUUGGCGGAAAUCCUUUGCUGGGUCUGGAAGAGUUGCUUGCUAGUGUUGUACGUUCCAUUAAUUCAGAGAGAAGUUUCAGGGGAACGGUGAGAAAGGACUUUGUAAUCUCAAUUGGCGAGUUUAUCCAUAACCAGCUUACUGCAUUGGACCAUACAGCAAACAACGAUGAUGAGAUACUGUCCACACUGCCUGCUCUUGUUGCCCUAAGAGAUGGAUGUAAAUCUAGGGUGGAAUUCAGCAGGUUGGCAGCUAUGACCUCAGAUGGAACUCUGACAAUCAAGGAUGGGCAGUGUAAGGAGGCUACUGAAAACGAGGAUGAAGAUGAGAAAUUAGCAAGACUGUUGCAGGAUGAGGAAGAGUGGAAGAUGAACAAGAAGCAGAGAGGCAAGCGUGAAAAUUCACAGAACAAUGUCUACAUCAAGAUUAGUGAAACGGAGAUUGCCAAUGACUACCCAAUGCCAGCAUACUACAAACCAUCUAGCAUAGAAAUGGAUGAGUACAUGCUUGACAGCGAAGAUGACAUGCUUGUUGGGGAACUGCCAACAAGAAUACUCAACAAUUGGGCUCUGUAUAAUUCAGAUGCCAGACUCAUCCCUUUGGAGCUCAUUCCUAUGAAGGCAGGUGCUGAAAAUGACAUAGUGAUCUUUGGGUCUGGUUUUAUGAGAGAAGAUGAUCAUACUUUCUGUUCAACAGCCGAGCCAACACAGUUAUCUUCUUCCACAAGUAAAUCUGACCAGGAAGAUCAAGGGAUUGCAAUUUAUCUAAGUCCAAUCAAGGAGUGGGUUGUAGAAUUUGGUGGUGAAAUGAUCUGCAUAUUAAUUCGAACAGACAUAGCGUGGUACAAAUUACGCCAGCCAACAAAGCAGUAUGCGCCAUGGUGUGACACUGUCCUUAAAACAGCAAGGCUGGCUGUCAGUGUCAUCAAACUUCUAAAAGAACAAACUCGUGCUUCAAAACUUGCUUUCGCUGAUGUUGUUAAGAGAGUAGCAGAAUUUGAGAAAGGGCAGCCUGCAUUUAUUUCAACAAAUGCAGCGCUCGUUGAACGAUAUGUUGUGGUGCAUGGACAGAUAAUUCUUCAGCAGUUUGCAAGUUAUCCAGAAAGGACUAUUCAACAAAGUGCCUUCAUCACAGGGCUUCUCGCGAAGAUGGAAGAACGAAGGCACACAAAGCUAGCGCUGAAGAAAAAAACUCAGGCAACGAGGGGAGAGAAUCUGAACCCAAGUGCAAAUAUGGGCCCAAUACUUAAAAGAAAACUUAUGCGUGCGACAACUACAGGGUUGAUCAGCAAGAUAUGGAGUGAUUACUAUGCAACCCAUUUCCCAGAGGACUCAAAGGAGGGAGGUGAGAAUGAUGAACAAAAGGAAAUUGAGGAGGUACAGGAAGAGAAUGAAGACGAUGAUGCUGAGGUGGAGGUUAAAGUUGACGAGGAACAUGUUUUCAGGACCCCGCCAUCAACGAGGUCUAAAAAGCCAUCAUCAAAUGCUUGUGAAGAAACCGAAUGGGAAGGCCAAACAGUUGGGAAAACACUCUCUGGAGAAGUUCUGUACAAGUGUGCUAGAGUUCGAGAUCUCAGUAUUGCUGUUGGUGGGGCAGUCACACUAGAAGAUGAUUCAGGAGAAGCCAUCAUGUGUUUUGUUGAGUAUAUGUAUGAGAAACAUGAUGGUACACAAAUGAUCCAUGGAAGAAUUCUGCAAAAAGGUUCACACACUGUCCUUGGCAAUGCUGCAAAUGAACGAGAGGUUUUCUUUACUGAUGACUGUUUAGAAUUCGAAGCAAGUGACAUCAAAGAAUCAGUGUCCGUCAAUUUUCAGCAGAUUCCUUGGGGCCACGAGUGCAGAAAGGAGCAUUUAGAAGCUAUUAAGAUGGAGAGGGCCAAGGCAGAGGACAGGAAGAGGAAAGGUUUGCCUGUGGAGUAUUUCUGCAAAAGCUUAUACUGUCCUGAGAAAGGCGCCUUUUUCUCCCUCCCUUCUGAUAAACUGGGCACUGGAACUGGCUGCUGUAGUUCUUGUGAGGAGCGAGAAGCAGUUGGUGAUGAAUUCAAAAUAUUAUCAGAGACCAGCUUUGUCCUCAAGAAUGUUACAUACAGUGUUCAUGACUUUCUGUACAUCAGGCCUGAGUUUUUCUCUGAAGUCGAGGGUCAGGGGACCUACAAGGCUGGAAGAAAUGUAGGCCUGAAGCCUUAUGUGGUGUGUCGUCUGCAGAGUAUCAAAGCUUCUGCUGGAUCGAAGAAAGCUAAUCCAGAAUCAACCAAAGUCAGUGUAAGAAGGCUAUACAGGCCAGAUGAUAUUUCAUCAGCGAAAGCUUACUCUUCAGACAUCAGAGAGGUUUACUACAGUGAAGAUGUAGUGAGUGUGCCGGUUGUGAUGAUAGAGGGGAAAUGUGAGGUUACAGCAAAGAACGACCUUCCAAACCCAAAUCUUCCAGUAGUGGUUGAUCAUGCCUUUUACUGCGAAUAUCUUUAUGAUCCUAAGACUGGAGCUCUCAAGCAGCUACCGACCAAUGUUAAGCUCGAGAUCCUGACAAGGAAGGCACAUGCUGUGAAAAAGAAUAAAGGAAAGCAGAUUUGUGAUGAUUUGCGAGCUGAUUCUGACAAACAGAAGAACGUGGCACCAGAAAACUGUCUUGCAACCCUUGAUAUUUUUGCUGGCUGUGGAGGUUUGUCUGAAGGGUUGCAGCUAUCGGGCGCAUCAUGUACAAAAUGGGCAAUUGAAUAUGAAGAACCUGCUGGGGAAGCAUUUCGUGAAAAUCAUCCAGAGGCAGUGGUAUUUGUGGACAACUGCAAUGUGAUUCUGAAGGCAAUAAUGGACAAGUGUGGUGAUGUUGAUGAUUGCAUCUCGACUACCGAGGCUUCUGACCAAGCAGCUAAAUUUUCAGAUGAGAAGAUCAAAAAUCUCCCUGUGCCAGGUGAAGUAGAGUUCAUCAACGGUGGCCCUCCAUGCCAGGGGUUCUCUGGAAUGAACAGAUUCAACCAAAGUCCAUGGAGCAAAGUUCAGUGUGAGAUGAUUUUGGCAUUCCUGUCCUUCGCGGAGUAUUUCCGGCCCAGGUUCUUCCUUUUGGAAAAUGUUAGGAACUUCGUUUCAUUCAACAAAGGCCAGACCUUCAGACUGACACUAGCAUCACUCCUGGAGAUGGGAUACCAGGUUCGGUUUGGGAUUUUAGAGGCAGGUGCUUAUGGCGUUGCACAGUCCAGGAAAAGGGCAUUCAUCUGGGCGGCUGCACCUGGGGAGACCCUUCCUGAUUGGCCUGAACCAAUGCACGUCUUCGCCAGCCCUGAGCUGAAAAUCAAUCUACCAGAAGGGAAAUACUAUGCCGCUGCUAAGAGUACUGCAGGAGGGGCGCCUUUCCGCUCUAUAACAGUGAGGGAUACAAUCGGUGAUCUGCCGCCGGUGGAGAAUGGUGCCAGCAAACCAACAAUACCGUAUGGAUGUGAGCCGGUCUCCUGGUUCCAGAAGAAGAUUCGAGGCGACGCGUCUUCGUUGAGUGACCACAUAGCUAAAGAAAUGAAUGAGCUGAAUCUCAUAAGGUGCAAGCACAUCCCGAAGCGCCCUGGCUGUGACUGGCAUGACCUCCCAGAUGAGAAGGUGAAGCUAUCGACAGGGCAAACGGUGGAGUUGAUCCCUUGGUGCUUGCCCAACACAGCCAAGAGGCACAACCAGUGGAAAGGCCUGUAUGGGAGGUUGGACUGGGAGGGCAACUUCCCCACAUCAGUGACAGAUCCCCAGCCAAUGGGCAAGGUCGGCAUGUGCUUCCACCCUGAUCAGGACAGGAUCAUCACUGUUCGUGAAUGCGCCCGAUCCCAGGGCUUCCCUGAUGGCUACCAUUUCGCUGGCAACAUCCAGAGCAAGCACCGGCAGAUCGGGAACGCCGUGCCGCCUCCCCUCUCCUACGCGCUCGGGAGGAAGCUCAAGCAAGCCAUCGACGCCAAGCCUCGACUGGCUUAA
Molecule: messenger RNA, 4617 nt
Organism: Triticum turgidum subsp. durum (durum wheat)
Lineage: Eukaryota; Viridiplantae; Streptophyta; Magnoliopsida; Poales; Poaceae
Source: the annotation of a GenBank genome assembly